Tinamus guttatus (white-throated tinamou) is the source of this 509-nucleotide messenger RNA. Lineage: Eukaryota; Metazoa; Chordata; Aves; Tinamiformes; Tinamidae. The record is from RefSeq and is a predicted model, not a curated record.
AUGUCGCUGUACGCGCUCAGCUGCAGCCCUGGGCGCGACGGGAGCCACGAAGAAGAGGACAGGAAGGUAAGGAGGAGAGAAAAGAACCGUGUGGCUGCCCAGAGGAGUCGGAAGAAGCAAACUCAGAAAGCGGAUAAACUUCAUGAGGAAUAUGAAUCUCUUGAGCAAGAAAAUACCUCCCUGAAGAGAGAAAUUGGAAAACUAACAGAUGAAAUGAAACACUUGAGUGAAGUGUUGAAGGAUCAUGAAAAGAUCUGUCCACUAUUGCAUUGCUCCAUGAACUUUGUGACCGUACCAAGGCCUGAUGCACUCACUAGCUGCCUGCCAAGAUGAGAGGUCUCCUUGAUCAUGUUGCAGUGAAGGCAAAGGCACCCAUCAAUAGGGGAAAUUUGAAGAACUGUCUACCUACAGUGUGGGUCUUUCCUUAAAGAGGACUGGACUUGACACACAGGUCUUCUCCAUGUCUAAAUUCUAUAGUAUUCUGAAUCUCAGGAAAACACCAGUAGGGA